Molecule: messenger RNA, 2744 nt
Organism: Carcharodon carcharias (great white shark)
Lineage: Eukaryota; Metazoa; Chordata; Chondrichthyes; Lamniformes; Lamnidae
Gene: ppme1
Product: protein phosphatase methylesterase 1
Exons: 14
Coding region: 222-1382 (386 amino acids)
Biological process (GO): protein demethylation
Molecular function (GO): protein methylesterase activity
Source: RefSeq, a predicted model, not a curated record
UGCUGCAACCGCCUCCCUUGCCGGAGGAGUAGGCCAUCUUCAGGAAUAGAGACAGGACUUUUAAAAAAAUAUAUGUAUAUUUAAUUUCUGUGUUCACUAUCGGUGGAGUACCUUGAUAUUUAUGUAGUGUCCAUAAGUACGAGGCCGGAGUAGCCACUUCUUAAGAGUUACGACAAUAAGCUGGGAAGAUAAUUUUUUUUUUAAUUUGAUGUAUAUGAAAUAUGUCUUCUUUGGAGAAAGAGUUGCUCUUGAGCAAAUUGCCUUCGCGACCACCGAUGCCGUCAGGUCUUCAGCCUGGAUCUAAAAUGAGAAUGGGCCCUGGAAGAAAACGGGAUUUCUCCCCUGUGGCCUGGAAUCAUUAUUUUGAAACCAUGGAAGAUGUCACAAUUACAAAUGGAACAAGCAAAGAUUCUUUUCGAAUCUACAAAAGUGGAUCUGAUGGACCUGUUCUUUUACUAUUACAUGGUGGAGGUCAUUCAGCACUCUCCUGGGCAGUCUUCACAUCCAUGAUUAUCAGUCGGGUUCACUGUAGGGUUGUGGCAGUAGAUCUACGAAGCCAUGGUGAUACAAAAGUCAAAAAUUCUGAUGAUCUUUCAGCAGAAACCAUGUCCAGAGACAUUGGCAAUAUAGUGGAAAUACUGUACAGUGAAAAUUCUCCCCCCGUUCUGUUGAUUGGUCAUAGUAUGGGUGGAGCAAUAGCAGUUCAUAUUGCAGCAAAGAACCUGGUGCCAUCGCUUGUGGGCCUGUGUGUGAUUGAUGUCGUAGAAGGCACAGCGAUGGAUGCUUUAAACAGCAUGCAAACGUUUUUACGGAGUCGGCCUAAAGUAUUCAACUCUAUUGAAAGUGCCAUAGAAUGGAGCGUGAAAAGUGGUCAGAUACGAAAUAUAGAAUCAGCAAAAGUCUCCAUGGUUGGUCAAAUAAAACUUUGUGAGGAUGAUAUCAACAAUCCAGGGAGCUCCCAAUCUGUUGUGGACACUGCUAUUCACGAAGAGGAGGAGGAGGAAGAAGGAGGAACGGUAAAGAAGGAAAAAGAACCUGAGCCGAGUAAAAAAAUCAAAGAAAGUAAAACUGAGUACACAUGGCGUAUUGAGCUGUCCAAAACUGAGAAAUACUGGGAGGGGUGGUUCAAAGGACUAUCCAACCUCUUUCUCAGCUGCCCAAUCCCCAAACUAUUAUUACUAGCAGGUGUUGACAGAUUAGAUCGAGAUCUUACAAUUGGUCAAAUGCAAGGAAAAUUUCAGAUGCAAGUUCUUCCACAAUGUGGUCAUGCUGUACAUGAAGAUGCCCCAGACAAAGUGGCAGAGGCAGUUGCAACAUUCAUGGUUCGCAAUAAGUUUACAGAAUCAAAGGGUGAAAUCCAAAGCACUUACCCCAAUUUUUAAUAGAUCCACCAGCCUUCAAACUCAACUUCGACUAUAUAAAGAUCCAUCAGGGGCCACUGUGAUGUAUCCACGUAUCGUCAUCUGCCUAAUCUGAAUAAUACAGUGAAGCUUGAAUGACAGAACUUCAUAAGCCUACUUCACCCCACUGUUAGCCUGCAUCAUUCAUUGAACCUGUCAUCGUGGGCACUACAGAAUGACUGAAAAGUGCAACCUGUUUCUGAUUCAAACAUUAAAACAAUUAAAGGGGAUUGCUUACUCAAAGUGUAUUUUUUUUUCUUGCACAUGUUCUAGUACAGAACCUGGAAGUGUUUUUGUAUCAUGCUAAUUGCUUAGGAGUUAAGAUGUGCUCUGGAACUGAAUGUGUUUGUGAUACCAAUAAUUUCUGUGGUUAAAUCUAGGUCUGUUUUGGAACUGGGUUAGGUGAUCCUUUACAAAAAAAGUCAAAGGAGAAAAAUGAGAACAAAUACGCAGGACACCCAACCAAGUAUAUCAAGUUUCUGGAUUUGUUACCAUCAAAAUACUAACACUCCUAACUUUAUACAUGUACUGAGACUUAACCUAAUUUAAACUGACGUCAAAGUGUGCUUCUGGGAUCAAACUUUAUUGGCCUUAACCAUUGGCAAACAAAUGAUUUUGCACUUAUUUUGUGACGAGGUAAAAUGUUUUUAUUUUAUCCAAUCUGUAAUCCAAAUUCUUUAUAGAUAAAGAUCAGUGUUUUGGAGCAUAGUUACAUAUAAAUACUAUUGUUCUAAGAUAUUAGCUGAUGAAAGACAUAGGCAGUAAGAGAGAAGUUAUACUGCAGUCUGCUGCUAGCUGUGAUUCACAUUCUUGCCCACCAGGAAAGAUCCCUGAAAGUGUGGUUAUUAAUUUUGAGUGAGGAGCUGCAGCAACCAGUUUCACAUAACGUUUUAAAAAACUCAAUGCUAUAUUUCUAAAAGUGUCUAGUAGAUCCAAUAGACAUGCCUGAGCACUUUUUAAAUCCAGCUUCAUACUGAAGUGGAUAUAUCUUUCAUUUAAUGUGAAGUUUAAGUGGUGUGACAAAGCCAGGAUGCAAUCUGAAACUGCUUGUCUUUAAUGCGCAAAAUUGCUAUACAUCAAUAUGAAAGUGGCAGUAAAACUGCAAAAGGCAAAAUACUGCAGGUACUGAAAAUCUGAAAUAUAAACAGAAAAUAGUAGAAACACUCAACAGGUCAGGCAACAUCUGUGGAAGGAGAGAGUUAACAUUUCAGGUCUGUGGUCUUUUGAACUUUGUAUAAUUGCAGUCUUCUAUGUUCCUCACUGUGACCAUUUAUUGUUGCAGAGAAUGGCAAUCAGUAACAAAAAGCAAUUGAAAAAGAGAUUAAAUUUGAGAGAUUACUAAAA